AUGGGCGAGAUACAGAGUGUGAUAGAGCUGUAUGUUGAAGUGCAAGACUGGGAAGAAGCCUUCAUAUGGGCAGACAAACAUCCAGAGUAUCGACAGCUUGUGUAUGUACCAUAUGCAACAUCCUUAGCCGAGCAGGAUAAGUUCCUGGAAGCUCAGAGAGCCUUCCAUAAAGCAGGUAAGCCUGAAGAAGCCUUCAGGGUGCUGGAACAACUUACAAUGAAUGCUGUGAAUGAGAAUCGCUUUGACGAUGCAGGCUACUACUUCUGGAUGCUCUCUAUGCAGUGUCUUGACAUAGCUGAAGAAGAUGAGAUUGAGUACGAAGCCAUGAUGAACAAGUUCCAUGACUACCAGAAGAAAGCCUCAAUGUACUAUGUUUAUCACACUAUACAGCGAUACAUGCCCAAGCAAGAUUUUGGUUGA
Molecule: messenger RNA, 420 nt
Organism: Cherax quadricarinatus
Lineage: Eukaryota; Metazoa; Arthropoda; Malacostraca; Decapoda; Parastacidae
Source: RefSeq, a predicted model, not a curated record